Messenger RNA from Dermacentor albipictus, 312 nucleotides. Its product is annotated as histone H4. Gene Ontology annotation, biological process: nucleosome assembly. Gene Ontology annotation, molecular function: structural constituent of chromatin; DNA binding; protein heterodimerization activity. The record is from RefSeq and is a predicted model, not a curated record. Gene Ontology annotation, cellular component: nucleosome. NCBI's taxonomy places the organism in Eukaryota, Metazoa, Arthropoda, Arachnida, Ixodida, Ixodidae.
AUGUCUGGCCGAGGAAAGGGCGGAAAAGGACUCGGAAAAGGAGGUGCGAAGCGUCACCGCAAGGUUCUUCGUGACAACAUCCAGGGGAUCACGAAGCCUGCUAUCCGUCGUCUAGCCCGUCGUGGUGGCGUGAAGCGAAUCUCCGGUCUCAUCUACGAGGAGACGCGAGGUGUGCUGAAGGUGUUCCUGGAGAACGUCAUUCGUGAUGCAGUCACCUACACGGAGCACGCGAAGAGAAAAACUGUGACUGCCAUGGACGUUGUCUACGCGCUGAAGCGACAAGGCCGGACCCUGUACGGUUUCGGCGGCUAA